AUGUCAUACCAGGACUACAACACGUCGUCUUCGGCGUUGAGAAAGAGGAGGACGAUCAAAAAGUCCAUCAACUUCCUGGCCAUGAUCAUAGGAGAGUCGGGCCUGGGCCGUUCCACCUUGAUCAACUCUUUAUGUGGUGGAAAUUCCAUCGUGCCCACGUCCCUGACUGCCCUGCAAGACCCUUUCCUGAAAAAGCUUACUUUGAGACACGAGAACGUCGAGUUGGAGGAUAACGAUGGCCACAAGAUCUCUUUGAACAUUAUCGACACGCCCAACUUUGCCAAUGCGAUUGACUGUGAUGACGACUUUAAGAUCAUCGUGGACUUUAUAAGGCACCAAUAUGACGAGGUGCUUUUGGAGGAAAGCAGAGUUAAACGUAAUCCACGUUUUAAGGAUGGCAGAAUCCACGUGUUGAUUUAUUUGAUUAACGCUACGGGCCACGGUCUUUCUGAGAUUGAUGUCAAGUUCUUACAACACGUCAGUGGGCUCGUCAACGUGAUUCCAGUGAUUGCCAAGGCUGACUCCUUGUCUCCAGCAGAGUUGCAAUUGAACAAACGUCUUAUUUUGGAGGAUCUUAACAACUACAAGAUUGCCUACUACAAAUUCAACGAGUACGAGUAUGAGCAGGACUACAUUGACGACGAGAUCAUCGAGUACAACAAGUACCUCAACUCAUUGAUCCCAUUCGCUGUCAUUGGCGCUAACAAGUUCCAGGAGCUGGGAGAUGAAGACGAUCUUUUGAAGUUGCGUGUAUUGAACCCUGCUUACGCCAAACCCAUCAACAUUGAGUUACCUGAAUUCAACGAUUUCACGAUAUUGAAGAACAUUCUUUUGAUCACACAUCUCAAUGAAUUCAAGGAACGUACUCACGAGGUCAUCUACGAAAACUACAGAACGGAAGCCUUGUCGGGCAAGAAGUUCUCGUACAGCAAUAACGAAGAGGAGGAAGAAGAUGGUCCAAAGAAGGAUGACGAGUCAAGCUAUCUAAUGAAGGAAGAGCAGAUCAAGUUGGAGGAAGAGAGAUUGAAGAAGUUUGAAGAGAGAGUGCACCAGGAUUUGGUCAACAAGAGAAGGGAACUUUUGGAGAGGGAGAACGAGUUGAAGGAGAUUGAGAAGAGAUUACUCGCCGAAGGAUUGAAGUUCAACGAUGAAGGUGAAGUGGUCAAAAUAGACGAGUAA
Molecule: messenger RNA, 1179 nt
Organism: Candidozyma haemuli
Lineage: Eukaryota; Fungi; Ascomycota; Pichiomycetes; Serinales; Metschnikowiaceae
Gene: CDC11
Product: septin
Exons: 1
Coding region: 1-1179 (392 amino acids)
Biological process (GO): cytoskeleton-dependent cytokinesis; protein localization to bud neck; actomyosin contractile ring assembly
Cellular component (GO): cell division site; septin ring; cytosol
Molecular function (GO): GTPase activity; molecular adaptor activity; GTP binding
Source: RefSeq, a predicted model, not a curated record